GCACCGCAGCAGUCCCCAGCGAGCCGGCAGAAGAUACUAGAGGUAUUCCUGGCGUUUGGUAACUACAUGAACAGCAGCAGAAGAGGAGGAGUCUUUGGUUUCAGGCUACAAUCGCUAGACAUCGUUUCAGACACACGAGCCCCGGGUGACCGGAGCACGACACUAAUGGGGUUUGUGGCAGGAGUUGUGAGAGAGAAAUAUCCAAACGUCCUCGAGUUUGUCAACGAAGUCACCUACCUCGAGAAGGCUGCUACUGUUUCGCUCCAGUUACUGGGGGUGGACAUCAGGCAGAUGAGCAGAGGACUCAAAGAAACUACAAAAGAACUAGUCGAAAACAAACAGAACAAAAAACUAAAAAAAUUCUGUCUGGAGGCUGAGCCAAGAGUAACCAGACUGGAGGCUGACUUUGCCACUGCCAAUGAGGCAUUUCAAGAAGUGGUGCAUACUUUGGGGAGAACCCAAAAACUGCCCAACCCAAUGCCGUUUUUCCCGUCCUGUUGAGAUUCGUGACUGCAUUCAGAAAAGCCCACACAUCCAAUCUGGCAAAGCUAGCUCUUCAAAGAGCGCAAGAUAAAAGAAAAAUUGAAGGGUCGUCAGUAUUUGAUGAGGACUGCAACUCUCCAAAUGUUCUACCACAAAUAUAUGACGGUGCUAUCGAUGAAAUAAUAACAGAUAUGAAGUCCAAAGCGUACAGACCCGUAGAGACGAGACACAGGAGAGUCAGCAUGCUCCUCUCCGGCGAAGGAGGUGGGUCGACGAUGACAGUGAACGGAAAACUGUCACCCACGAGAACUCGCCCAAAACAACCUCCACCACCCGUACGACCAAGGGCCAAAGCUCACUCCUAGCUCCCCACCUCGUUCGCGUGCAUUUCUCGGCAUAGAAUCAUGUGCAAUACACAUCGCUGGUCUAUAUAUAUUAUAUCUCUCUCUCACAAUCAUUUUUGUAUCUUUUUGGCACAUUUUGUAAUACGCCACAUCACACAUUUUCUUACCUCUGGUGUGUAUGCAUAAUUAUAAACUCUCACGCAUCACUAAUAAUGAGAAAGACUUAUAUAAAAUCUUGUUUCAAUUCCCGGACGGCAGCUGGGAAUAAGUUGGGGAGAGUUUUGUGAUCAUUUGGAGGAAUCCCCAGAAACAGUGUUGACAGGAUUUGCAGAGUGUCGCCAUGCGAGACCAAGAGGAUUGCCUUGUCUUUAUACUCGAGGUCGAGUCGCUGUAAAAGUCUGGAUGUUCUCAGAACUACGCUGGCAACACUCUCACAGCCACAUUCUGUGUGUUGCGGAUCUCGGCUGUCAA
Messenger RNA from Geodia barretti, 1298 nucleotides. The record is from the annotation of a GenBank genome assembly. Lineage: Eukaryota; Metazoa; Porifera; Demospongiae; Tetractinellida; Geodiidae.